UGGUGAUGUGGGCAGUAUUCAGGUACACUCCGGUGCACGAUGUACUGGAAGUGACGAAGACGGACUAUGAUUUGUGUCACACAGUAGACCCACUGGAGAUGCACAACGAUGGGGAGACGGUGAUUCCAUUGAGGGAAGCAGGAAACAGGUACUUCAUAUGUGGGAGGCUGGGCCAUUGUGCCAUGGGACUCAAGCUCCAUGUGCUUGUCCUCCCUGCACUGCAGAUGAGUACCAAUGUUAAUGCAACCUCACCCAGCAGCCCCUUGUUCACUAGUCCUCCGCCAAAUGCUACUAGUCCUAUUUCCAACAACAACAGCAGCAGACACGGUCCAGAUGAUCAAGUAGUGGGAAAUGAUCAUGUGCAGCCUUCCCCAUCGCCAUCGCUAUCUGCUUCCAAUUACUCAAUUAAUUCUACAGAUGAUGUACCUCCUGAUCAUGCUACAGGCAAUACUACUACUGAUGAUGCACACUUAACUUCUGACAGCCCUCGGAUUCUGCCAUUUGUUACAGUGAUCAGGCAGAUCCUCGUGUUGGCCAUUUUUUUAUUUCCGAGUUGGAUUGCCGCCUGGCCCGCCUCCAUAGCUCCGUUUGUUCCCUUCACUCAUGUUGCUCUGAUUCUUCUCGUCGCUACUAUCACUGUUGUUGCUGUUGAGUUACUUCUCACUACUAGGCCAACUUCGGACAACAACAGCAGACAUGGUCCCGAUAAUCAAGUAGUGAAAAAUGAUCGUGUGCUGCCUUCUCCUCCGUCAGCUGCUUCCAAUUACUCUAUUCAUUCUACAGAUGAUGCACCUCCUGAUCAUGCUACAGGCAAUACAACUACUUCUGAUGCCCAAUUAACUGCGAAGAUCCCUUGGAUUCGGCCAUUGGUAAGAAUAGUUGUAGUACUCAUGAUCGCACAUAUCCUCAUGUAUCCUCUUCUUCAUUUACUAGUUGGAUCACCGCCUCCAUAGCUGUGUUUGUUCUCUUCGCUCAUGCUGCUCUGUUUCUUAUCGUCACUAGCAUCACUGUCGUUACUGCUGAGUUUCUUCACAUCACUUACGCCUACUGUGAUUAGCUUCGUGGUUAGAACCAUUGUUGCUAAUGAUGCGCUUCUGCUCUUCACUUGUGCUGCUGCAUUUCUUGUCGUGUUAGAACCAUUGCGGCAGCUACUGCAUCUCUUCGCUUCACUACUUUAGGA
Malus domestica (apple) is the source of this 1180-nucleotide messenger RNA. Its product is annotated as blue copper protein-like. Gene Ontology annotation, molecular function: electron transfer activity. Gene Ontology annotation, cellular component: plasma membrane. NCBI's taxonomy places the organism in Eukaryota, Viridiplantae, Streptophyta, Magnoliopsida, Rosales, Rosaceae. The record is from RefSeq and is a predicted model, not a curated record.